GCUUGCUGUUUUCCUAGUGCUCAUUUACAUGCCCUAACUAGGCUAAAAUGGCCAGCAUGCAACUCCUUAUGCAUAGAUAUAAGGAUUAUAGUUAUUAUUAGGGCUCACAGUCAGCUUACUCCGGACGAUACUAGCUGUAAAAUGAUUGGCCAUCUGAGGAGGCGGUGUCGGUGAGGCAUCAACUGCGGCUGACAGGAUCGUGUUGCAUGGCAAUUUUGCAAAAGUACUUUUGACGCUGAGUCCCGCUUGACUAGAUCACGAUAUAAGAUGACGGCCACGCGAAGAUAAAUCUGUUUGAAGGAACCAAACCAAGCUUACACCAAAGACCCAAUAUUCAGCAUGGACCUCAGUGCACCCUCUGGCUACGAGUCAUACUCCAACCGGCUCGACCCUCACGACGAAGUCGACAACGGAUAUGCUGAAAAGAGCCCGCGUCCGGUUUCUGAUAAACAGGGGCUCCUCAAGCAGCGCCAUGCGCCGCAGAACAAGAGCGUGAGUAUCUUUGAUACCACCAGGCUGGCCCUGCGCGUCCUCAUCCUUCUACUUGACCUCAGCAUCCUGAGUCUGCUAGUUCAUGGAGUCAGCGUUUGGAAGACGACGCACAACUCUGUGGACAGGAACGAGGACGGCUGGGUGAGAACCCGAUGGGCUUCGGUCAAAAUGCUGUCGACGUGGUUAAUGCUAGCAAUCGCAGCAUUUGCAUCCUUUGUCCAGGCGGUAGCUCUAGUGACGCGCCUCAGCUUUGUAAGUUCUGGGCCAGACGAGUCAUACUUGAUUUGAAGACGGUCUAACAAGAAGAUAGUUCCGCUCAAUGCGCGACGGCUUGGUACAUACCAGCGCCGUCCUGGCCAGCUCUGGUGUUGUUA
Molecule: messenger RNA, 866 nt
Organism: Fusarium redolens
Lineage: Eukaryota; Fungi; Ascomycota; Sordariomycetes; Hypocreales; Nectriaceae
Exons: 1
Coding region: 340-780 (146 amino acids)
Source: RefSeq, a predicted model, not a curated record